UGUAAUUAGCCACGUUACGCUAAGUAAUAGCAUCGAUAUAAACGCAAACUGUUGAAAUUACUCUGUUGCCUAGAGAAGAAUAAUAAAUGGCAGCAAAGUUGAAAGCUCCGGACCACGAUCAAGCUUCAACCGGUUGUGUGAAUGUGUGUGAUUCAUGCGAACAGAGUGAAGGCAAAGAAGCAGAGAGCGGGGGUUGAGCGGUUGCCGAUACCCAAACACAUACAGAUACAUGCAAGUACAAGCUACAGAUACAGAUACAGAUACAUUCAACAUGACGACAGAGCCGCUGUUAGUUGGCAGCUGGCAGCUGGAGGUUGAUGCGAGCAACGCUCAGUCGACGAUACAAACCUGAACCUGAAAGAUCAAUUCGCGGGAUCUGCAGUGCGUUGAGGAACCGUUCUUACUUGAAUGAUAAUAGUACAUACAAUAUUGUAAAAUCUGUUAUUGUGUGUGUGUGUCGGAAUUGAAAGUACUCAGAUUCGUGUUCGUAUUUCGCACAUUAUUGAUUGUGCUGUCAAUUGUGGAAUAUUAUUUGAAAGCAAACGCGGAAGUGUCAGUUUAUUUUAGCAAAUAUCGCAAUAAAAUCAAAUACAAUUUCUGUGUAAAUCAUAAAUAAACAAUACCGUUCGUUGUGUGUCUCUGUUUGUUAACAAAAGAUAAAAAUACACUUCACCUCACUUCACUUAACGAAAUGCCAAAAGUCAAAGAUAUGCGAGUUGCAACGUUGCUGUUACUUCUAACAGUAUUCAAUGCAUACGCGCCCAUGGCAGACGGUCAAUCCUAUCUGCUCGCCCUGGAGAACGUUCUGACACGGCAAUUGCCCUACAAUCUGACAACUGUUAACGGUACAUCGGAUGCGGAUCUGUUUGCCGAGCAAGUGGAUAAUAAUACCAGAAUAUUUGUGUACAAAAAUAUCGUCGAGUCGAACAACGAAUUGUCACAGACGGCAAUGGACGUGAUUACCAUCGUGUGGUAUGUGGCAACAUUUUUGGCAUUGGCCGCCUUCUUCAUGCUGAUGGCCUGCUCGGAUCGCCGUUGUCGCGAUAUGCGCAAUCGCCAAGCGAGUGCCACGCCCAAUGAGCAACAGCGUGCCCCGCCCACGCCUUCGCCCUCGUACAGUGAAUUUGCGCCGCCCAGCUAUGAUACUGUCAUCAAAAUGCAGCAUGCGGCCAAGACGAGCAUCUUUGUGAUUCCCUUCAACAGCGACAAUAAGACAAACGAUGAUGCAACAAACAUAUCGCCUGUCUCUACGGAUCCUGCCAGUGUCUAUACAAUUGAUGAGCGGCCAAAGGCGACCAAAUAAUGUUAUACAUUGUAUUAAGUUUUGCCACUCUUUAGGCUAUCGAUAGAGCUUUAAGGAAACUACUCUGUGAUAAUUGCUGUGCGUGCCACUUGGUGCCAAUCAAAAUGUCGCCGUUUUGGCCAACUCGAAACGUGCUUCGGCUAUUUUGUUGUGCAGUGUAAAUUGUAUUUUUGUUAUAAUGUAUUGUAUUUUAGCAAUCGUAAUUAUUAAGUUAUAUUAUACAAGUAGUAUGCCAUAUAUCAUUGAUAUGUCAAUGGGUAUUUGAAAUGCGUAAAAAGACUGAAUGAUUAAAUAUGUUUACAUAUUGUGGUUUGUAAUAGUAGUCAAUUUACUUUUUCUCUGCCUUUUCAAUUGCAAUUACUGUCAAAUUGAUAUAUACAUAAAUAUUUUGAAUAAGAAAAUAAUUAAACACGUGAUUUACGUUUUAAAAAAUGAUUCAACUCGUUUUUUUGGGGAUUCCAAUUAUGUAAAUUAUUAAAAAAUUCAUGGACAAGUGGUGAAUCAUACUCGCUUUGAAAAUGACCGCUUGGCAAAGCAGUUGAGUAAGCAGUGCAAACAUGCAAGCAGUUGCGCAUUGUGCAGGUCUGGCAACAUUGUCUGCGAAAGCUACUCGUAACUUGGAGGUGUGUGAACCGGCUAAAGCAGUUGAGACACAAACCAAAAUGCAAAGAGAGACGAUGCAUCAGUUAAAAAUCACCUUUCAUAUUUAAUAAGAAAUAAUAAUAAAUAUGCUAUGAACAGGUGUUUUGGAUUCAAUUAAGCAAUUGUAUUUCCCCUCAUUUUUAUUAUUAAACUGUUCAUGAUAACCUAGUGUUUGUAUUG
This is a messenger RNA of Drosophila albomicans, 2125 nucleotides long. RefSeq lists its product as uncharacterized. Lineage: Eukaryota; Metazoa; Arthropoda; Insecta; Diptera; Drosophilidae. The transcript has 4 exons. Bases 692 to 1303 code for a protein of 203 amino acids. The record is from RefSeq and is a predicted model, not a curated record.